Molecule: messenger RNA, 666 nt
Organism: Asparagus officinalis (garden asparagus)
Lineage: Eukaryota; Viridiplantae; Streptophyta; Magnoliopsida; Asparagales; Asparagaceae
Exons: 1
Coding region: 1-666 (221 amino acids)
Source: RefSeq, a predicted model, not a curated record
AUGAAUUUGAAGUCGGCCCAUAAUGUUAUAUUGGGUUGGACCGCUCUCCACCUCUUGCAGGCCAUCCCCUCAACUUAUCAUCAGAUUAUCAAAUUUCUGACCCCAAAUGGAGUCGGAAUAGCCCGGGGCAAUCAAAAAGAAGCUAGAUCUUGCUAUCUACUCUCGAUCAAGGGGAAGGGUGUCCAAUGCACUAUGUCGAUUGAAAAAACUUGUCUCCAACUAGAAAAGACGGUAGAAGGACCGAGGACAGAGCCAGUAGAAGGGCUCCAUAAAGUCCCUAUUGAUCAAGAAGGAAUGAAGACAAUCAAGACUGAGUCCAGAUUAGUCGAGCCCUUGAGAGGGGUUAUGGUGGAAUUUCUAAAAGCCAAUACUGAUGUAUUUGUUUGGAGACCGGACGACAUGCUAGGGGUUCCCCCCGAGGUAAUGUGUCACGAACUGGCCGUGGACAAACAUGUCAAACCAAUUCGACAAAAGAAGAGGCAUCUUAGCCUAGAGCGCCAGAAGGCGGCAGCGGACGAGGUGAAGAUGCUUCUGAAAGCCGACUUUAUCCGAGAGGUUCAAAACCCAGAGUGGUUAGCCCAUAUGGUCCUAGUAAAAAAAGCACUGAAUAAGUGGAGGAUGUGUGUAGAUUUCACCGACCUUAAUAAAGCUUGUCCUAAAAGAUAG